AUGUACGGCAGUGCCAGAGCUGUAGGCCAUAUAGAGAGCAGCCCCGCACGGUCCCCGCGCCUGCCAAGGUCCCCCAGACUGGGCCAUCGGAGGGCCAACAGCGGGGGCGGGGGUGGUGCGGGGGGCAAGACGCUCUCCAUGGAGAACAUCCAGUCCCUCAACGCUGCCUAUGCUACUUCGGGGCCCAUGUACCUGAGUGACCACGAGGGCGUGGGCUCCACUGCCACCUACCCCAAAGGCACUAUGACUCUGGGUCGCGCCACCAGCCGGGCCAUGUACGGGGGCCGCGUCACAGCCAUGGGCAGCAGUCCUAACAUCGCUUCAGUGGGGCUGCCCCAUGCUGACCUUCUGUCUUACAGUGACCUGGGCUCCCUCUCCAUGCUGCACCCCCACCACCACCAGGGGGUGCCCUCUGCCCUGCUGAGGCAGGCGGUGCGGGGCAGUGGGGGGGAGCUGCUGGAGAUGCAGGCCCAGCUCAGGGAGAUGCAGAGGGAGAAUGAGAUGCUGCGCAGGGAGCUUGACCUGAAGGACAGUAAGUUGGGAUCUUCCACCAACAGCAUCAAGAGCUUCUGGAGUCCUGAGCUGAAGAAGGAGAGAAUAAUGAGGAAAGAAGAAGCUGCACGCACAUCAAUCCUUAAAGAGCAGAUGAGAGUCACUCAUGAGGAGAACCAGCAUCUCCAGAUGACCAUCCAGGCUCUGCAGGACGAGCUGCGCACGCAGCGAGACCUAAACCACCUGCUGCAGCAGGAGAGCGGUAACCGCUCCGGUUCUGAUCAUUUCACCACCAUUGAGCUGACGGAGGAGAACUUCCGUCGACUGCAGGCCGAACACGACAGGCAGGCCAAGGAGCUCUUCUUGCUGAGAAAGACGCUGGAGGAGAUGGAGCUGAGGAUCGAGACACAGAAACAGACACUGGGUGCCAGAGACGAGUCCAUUAAGAAGCUACUGGAGAUGCUGCAGAGCAAAGGGCUUCCCCCGGGGCCGGGCAGGGCAUCUGAGGAGGAAGAGCAGGAGAGAGCCAGGCGCAUUGCUGAGGCAGAAGCCCAGCUGGGACACCUGGAGGUCAUUCUAGAUCAAAAGGAGAAGGAGAAUAUCCAUCUGCGAGAGGAACUGCACAGAAGAAAUCAGCUGCAUCAGGAUCCAAGCAAAACCAAGGCCCUGCAGACCAUCAUAGAGAUGAAAGACACCAAAAUUGCCUCUCUGGAGCGCAACAUCCGAGAUCUGGAGGAUGAGAUCCAAAUGCUGAAGGCAAACGGCUUACUGAACACAGAGGACAGAGAGGAGGAGAUCAAACAGAUGGAGGUCUACAAGAACCACUCUAAGUUUAUGAAGACCAAGAUUGACCAGCUGAAGCAGGAGUUAUCAAAGAAGGAGUCGGAGCUGUUGGCUCUGCAGACCAAACUAGAGACCCUCAACAACCAGAACUCAGACUGCAAACAGCAUAUCGAGGUGCUCAAAGAGUCUCUCACUGCCAAGGAGCAACGUGCUGCCAUCCUGCAAACAGAGGUGGAUGCUCUACGUCUGCGUCUGGAGGAGAAAGAGUCCUUCCUGAACAAGAAAACCAAGCAGCUGCAGGACCUAACGGAAGAGAAAGGCACUCUCGCCGGUGAAAUCAGGGACAUGAAGGACAUGCUAGAGGUCAAAGAAAGGAAGAUCAAUGUCCUGCAGAAGAAGAUUGAGAACCUGCAGGAGCAGUUGCGGGACAAAGACAAGCAGCUGGGUAACCUGAAGGACAGGGUCAAGUCUCUGCAGACCGACUCCAGUAACACAGACACUGCCCUGGCCACUCUGGAGGAGGCACUGUCAGAGAAGGAGAGGAUUAUAGAGCGUUUAAAGGACCAAAGAGAAAGAGAAGACAGAGAACGUCUGGAAGAAGUGGAGUCGUAUAAGAAGGAGAACAAGGAGCUGAAGGAGAAGGUCAACAGCCUGCAGAUAGAAUUAACAGAGAAAGAGUCAAGUCUCAUCGAUCUGAAGGAGCAUGCUUCAUCCCUUGCGUCUUCUGGCCUCAAGAAGGAUUCAAAGCUCAAAUCACUGGAGAUCGCUAUCGAGCAGAAAAAAGAGGAGUGUAGUAAGUUGGAGACGCAGUUGCAGAAGAAAGCCCACGAAGUAGAGCAACAGUCGGGCUCCAGAGGGAACCCGGAGUACGUGGACCGGGUGAAGCUGCUGGAGAAGGAGGUGAGCUACUACAAGGACGAGGCCAGCAAGGCUCAGGCGGAGGUGGAGAGGCUCCUGGACAUCUUACGAGAGGUGGAGACUGAAAAGAAUGACAAGGACAAGAAGAUUGCUGAGUUGGAAAGCCCCCCUCCCUCUGCCCCUCGCCCCAUCCCUCGUCCCGGUGGCAGAGCUCCCCCUGACCCGCUCCCUUCUGUGUCCGCUGCUCCCCAGCAGAUAGGGGGCAUGGUGUGGGAUUUCCUGGGAAAUGGUCUUUCCCGGGGACCCACCUUCCUGCUCUCUCCCCGCCCAACCUGCCCCACUCCUGCCCUGCCUAGCUUGCUCUACCAGACACUAAGGGAAAUGAUCAGCCUAGUGGCCUGCAUGAAUAGAGAUGCUGUGCUCCAGAUCUACACGCGCUCAGUGAGUGAGGUGCUGUAUCUAGCUCCCAGACAAGGAGGCAAAGACCAGACUAAGAAGGGUCCAAACAUCAAACUGGGACCACAAGGAGACAAGAAAGGCUUAGGACAGGACCCUCGUAAGGACAGCUCCAUGGACAGUGGCCACCACUUAAAGCUGGAGGAGCUGAUGAACACGCUGGAAAGGACAAGGCAGGAGUUGGACUCCACCAAGCAGCGUCUCUCCUCCACACAGCAGUCGCUGCAGGAGAGGGAUACCCACCUCACCAACAUGAGACAAGAACGUAGGAAACAGCUGGAGGAGAUCCUAGAGAUGAAACAACAAGCUCUCCUGGCAGCCAUCAGUGAGAAAGAUGCUAAUAUUGCACUGCUGGAACUGUCUGCCUCCAAUAAAAAGAAGACCCAGGAGGAGGUGCUGGCCCUCAAGAGGGAGCGGGACAAACUGAUGCACCAGCUCAAACAACACACACAAAGCAGAAUGAAGCUGAUAGCCGACAACUAUGAAGAUGAGCAAUAUCAUCCACAUGGUCCUCACCACCCCCACCAUCAUCGUGGAGGGCCAGCCCGAGGACCCCCACAUGCUGGUCACCGCCCGUCCCCAGACCAGGAUGACGAGGAGGGCAUUUGGGCAUAAUCCUUGCUGUGACAACCAAAGCUCUAAUGUUGUUUUGAGGGAUGAUUCAGUCACUACUGGAGGAGCACAGCCAUGCCAUGAUAUUGAAAUACUACCCAAUCAAACAUUUAUUAUCUCCAAUCAAUCAACACUCCGCAAUGGGACUUUUGUUUAUUUUCUGGGGAAGAGGAGGGUUGCACUCAGGUGUGCAGGUCCUGUGGGCAGACUGACAGUCGGGCAGGUAAUUUCGAUCAUUUUCAUCUUCAGUGUUUAUUAAAAAUACGCUUCCAAACUGAAGCUUAAACUAAGUUCUUCCGUUCUUGCUUAAGGUGACCUGGGACCUCUUCUUUGUGUGGACAGGAGCAGAUGUCAUCCACUUCCUCCAUAUAGGGUC
This is a messenger RNA of Toxotes jaculatrix (banded archerfish), 3577 nucleotides long. RefSeq names its product ELKS/RAB6-interacting/CAST family member 2 (gene erc2). The coding region runs from base 1 to 3204 and encodes 1067 amino acids. The record is from RefSeq and is a predicted model, not a curated record. Gene Ontology annotation, biological process: maintenance of presynaptic active zone structure; neuromuscular synaptic transmission; regulation of synaptic plasticity. The transcript has 20 exons. Gene Ontology annotation, molecular function: structural constituent of presynaptic active zone. Gene Ontology annotation, cellular component: cytoskeleton of presynaptic active zone. Lineage: Eukaryota; Metazoa; Chordata; Actinopteri; Toxotidae.